Mangifera indica (mango) is the source of this 1458-nucleotide messenger RNA. Its product is annotated as GDSL esterase/lipase 7-like. Gene Ontology annotation, molecular function: hydrolase activity, acting on ester bonds. The transcript is spliced from 5 exons. The record is from RefSeq and is a predicted model, not a curated record. NCBI's taxonomy places the organism in Eukaryota, Viridiplantae, Streptophyta, Magnoliopsida, Sapindales, Anacardiaceae. Bases 11 to 1102 code for a protein of 363 amino acids.
GAAACAUAAUAUGAGUGUUGCUGCAAUCAUUUUUUGCAUUGGGGUUUUGGAGCUUGCUGGGCAUGUUCAUGGCCGACCAAGUACUAAUCCUCUAACACCAGCCUUAUUCAUCUUUGGUGACUCGUUGAUGGACUGUGGAAACAACAAUUACAUACCAACAAUGGCAAGAGCAAACUAUUUCCCUUAUGGGAUAGAUUUCGGCCAUCCAACCGGCCGCUUCUGCAAUGGUCUAACAGCUGCUGAUUAUAUAACUCGACACCUUGGUUUGCCAUUGAUUCCACCUUAUCUGUCUCCAAUGUCAAAAGGAAGAAAGAUCUUGAAUGGACUCAACUAUGCAUCUGCUGCAGCUGGCAUUCUAGAUGAAACUGGGCAAACUUACGGAGCAAGGACAACCUUUAAUGAACAGAUUUUGCAAUUUGAGGGCACUAUCAGCCUGGACCUACAAUCAUUUUUCAAAAAUCCUGAUGAGCUGAACCGGUACAUUGCCAAAUCAGUAUUCCUUAUUAGUAUAGGCAGCAAUGACUAUAUCAACAAUUAUCUCCAGCCAAACAGCUACCCCAGCAGCAAAUUUUACAGUGGAGAAGGUUUUGCAGAUCUCCUAAUCAAUAUCUUCUCAAUUCAAUUAUCGACAUUGUACAGGUUAGGUGCAAGAAAAAUGGCUGUAGUUGGAGUUGGACCACUAGGGUGCAUACCCAAUCAGUUAUCCACAGCAAAUGGCAAAAACAGCUGCAUAAAGAAGGUCAAUGACUUGGCUGCCAUGUUCAACAGCCGUCUCAUUCAGCUCAUCAACACUCUCAAUGCCAGUCUCCCAGGCUCUUUCUUCAUUUAUCACAACACCUAUGAUCUCAUCUAUGACAUGGUCACCAGUCCUUCUAGAUAUGGGUUUGUGGUGCCAAACAGAGCUUGUUGUGGCAAUGGGAGAUAUGGAGGGAAUCUUACCUGCCUUCCCCAGCAGCAACCAUGUGCUAACAGAAAUCAAUACAUCUUCUGGGAUCCUUUCCAUCCAACCCAAGCUGUCAAUGCAAUUGUAGCUAGGAGUUGCCAUGGCAAGUCAGCAACCAAAUGCUAUCCUAUAAGCAUAGAUCACCUGGCACAACUAUAGAGAGGAAAAAGAGAAAAAAAGAAGAAAACUCCAAUGCAAUUGUUAAUCUAAUUUUCAUGUGAAUGGUGCCACUGAGAACUGGUAUUAUUAUAUGGCUUAACCAUUCUAUCUUGUUUAAGGCUUCACAAAAUUAAUUUGGAGAACAUCUCAAAGUCUUGCUCAAGUAAGAUGCUUGGUGUCAGUCUAAUUAUGAAGUAAAUGGCAUGUUCAAGAGACAAUAUCCUCAUUUAUUAGCAAAAAGAGACAGAACAAUACAUCUAUCCUAGUUGUAGAGCGGAUACUAUCAAGCUAGUUGAGAGACAAAAGCAAUCAAAAAGAGAAAGGUUGAUUCAACCUAAAGUACUGUUUCCAAGACA